Molecule: messenger RNA, 957 nt
Organism: Miscanthus lutarioriparius
Lineage: Eukaryota; Viridiplantae; Streptophyta; Magnoliopsida; Poales; Poaceae
Source: the annotation of a GenBank genome assembly
AUGGUCCUCCUCGCCCUUCCUCUCAUCAUCCCUGCCUGCUCCAGUUGCUCUCAUGUGGAUACAGAUGGCCCUAACCCUGCAUCGCCACUAAACCAUGAUGAUCCACAUAAGCCACUCCUAAUCAGUAACAAUCAUCAGAUGGAGUCCAAUGCGAUGGUGCAAAAACCAAUGGAGCACCAGACGCAGGGCAAUUGUUGUGGAACAAUAGUGGGCAAGGGCCACCUGGCGGCGCUCGGUGAAGAACAUAGUGCAAAGAAGCUCAUUCGGUGUGUGGACUUUUGGCUCUACUACACAGCCUACUUCUGUGGAGCCACUGUUGGCCUGGUAUACAGCAACAACUUGGGGCAGAUUGCACAGUCAUUGCAACAGCAGUCACAGCUCACCAUGCUACUUGCUGUCUACUCAUCCUGCUCCUUCUUCGGUCGUCUUCUUUCUGCACUACCUGACAUCCUUCACAGGAAGGUAUCACUUGCUCGCACAGGGUGGCUUGCUGCUGCAUUGGUCCCCAUGCCAAUGGCCUUUUUCCUUAUGUGGAACCAACAAGAUGCAAUCACCUUGGUAGCAGGAACAGCACUAGUUGGCCUAAGCUCAGGGUUCAUCUUUGCUGCAGCAGUGUCGGUGACCUCCGAGCUCUUUGGACCAAAUAGCGUUGGGGUGAAUCACAACAUCCUAAUCACUAAUAUCCCGCUGGGCUCAUUCCUCUAUGGCCAGAUUGCUGCCAUGGUAUACGAUGGAAAUGGCCAAAAGAUAACAGUAAUGGAUAACAGCACUGGCAUUGUUGACACCAUGAUUGUGUGCAUGGGGAUGAAGUGCUACUCAACCACCUUCUUCCUGUGGGCUUGCAUCACAUUUCUGGGGUUAGCAUCAAGCAUAGUUCUAUUCAUACGAACAAAACCAGCUUAUGGUGCUGCUGCUAGCCGGUCAAGUUGUAAGCACCUUCACCAAGUUUCCAGUUAA